AAAAAUAAAAAUAUAUUAAUAAUAAUAGAUAAGAUGCCAAGUGGAAAUUUAGCAUAAAACAAAAAAAAAAACGACAAACACGUGCAACAUUUAUGGCGCCGCGACGCAACAGCAGCAGCGGCAACAACACCCAACAGCAGCAUCAACACCAGCAGCAGCAGCAACAACAACAUCAUCACUUGCAACACGAGCAGCAGCAGCAACAAUUGCAACAGCAGCAACAGCAACAACAACUCUACGCAAUUAUGGCGCCCAUGCAACAAAAGCUGAGCGUCGGCGUUCAGUUGACGCGCUGCUGCUAUCCUAACGGUGAAUGUGCGAAAAUGGAUGCAUUGAUAGCGUUGGACGAAACUGGGCUGGCGGACUGUGUCCGUGUGUUGUGCAACAACGAGAAUUGCAACGUGGGGCAAUAUAUGCAUCGCGACUGCUUCGAUCUGUGGGAGGCGGGCGUGUUGCAACAGCUGAAGGGAAGUGCGCGUGGACGCAGCUGGUCGCAACAGCAGCGGGUGCAACAGUUGUGGCAGAAGAAGGGCUACGAUCUGGUGUCGAAGAAUUGCAGUUGCAAGUGCGGCCGGGGACAGUUGCGCAAGGAUCUCGAGUGGCCGCCAAAUGGGGUAUGCUUCACGGCGCCGCGUUCCCUCAUCGAUGUGGUGGCCGAUGACGAGAAGGGCAAGAACAGCAGCAAGAAGAAGAAGCGCAAUCGCAACAGUGGCAACAACAACAAUGGCAACGGUGGCAACAGCAACAACAACAACAACAACCAGCAGAAGCAGGGAGUCGCCUUGGCGCCACUCAACACAAACGGCGGCAACUUGACGCCCAAUCCCAAUGUGGGCGUCAUUGGCUCCGGCUUGCCACACAACAACAACAACAACAACAGCAAUGGCAACAUCAGCAACAACAAUAACAAUAUUGCCACAUUGCAACCGAGCGUGGUGGCAACACUGAGCAACAUACUCAACAGCGGCGUUGGCAGCGGUGGCAACAAUGUGUUGGGCCUCGAUUUGCGAACUCGCGCCGGCAGCCUCUCCUCCUCCAGCGGCUCCAGCUCCCCCUCGGCGUCCCAGUCCAGCGGAGACAUUUCCCUAUCGCCAGUGCAGCAGCAACAGUUGCAACAACAGCAGCAGCAACAGUUGCACUUGCAACAGCAACAACAACAACAGCAACAAUUGCAGCUGCCGCCUGCUGCAGCCACAAACAACAAUUUCGCUGGCAGUCUGCUGCUACAACACAACAGCAACAACAGCAGCAACAGUGGUUUGGGCCUGCCCAAGCAUGUCCUGGAACUAUUGCCUGUUUUGGCCAACAUCAGCAACUUCAAGCCGCCGGCCAGCUACGAUCAGCAACAAUUGGUGCAACAGCAGAAGAACAAAGAAGUCGAACUCUACUCGGAGCGUGUGCGCUCCACAUCUGGUUGCAAUGGCAUCUUCUCACGUCGCUUGGAUUUCUCAUCAUUCAAUUUGCUGCCAAAGACGCGUUUGAAUUCUUAUCAAGUAAAGAUUGAGGACGAGGGCAAUCAUGGCAACGAUGAGACACGCCUCUUCAUACUCACCGCCCUGGCCCAGUCGCAGAUGAGUCGCGUUGCAUGCAUUUUGUGCGAGGAGCCGUUGCUUGUAUUCGAUCGCUAUCCGUUGGUCGAUGGCUCUUUCUUUCUAAGUCCCAAGCAGCAUUCCAACGGCUGCAUUGAGGUUAAGCACGAGGGACGCAUGCUUUACUUGACCUGUGUGUGCAUGAGCUGCCUGGAUGGCACCUCCAGCAGUCGUGUCAUCAGCUGCAGAUUCUGCAAUGAGCCCUGGGAUGGCUCCAGUCUGGUGCUGGGCACCAUGUACUCCUACGACAUCUUUGCUGCUAUGCCCUGCUGUGCCGAGCGUUUCAAGUGCAAUAAUUGCUUCAAAAUGCUGAUGCAUCCACAGCAGCGGUUGAGCUUCUACAGCGAUUAUUCGCACGGCGUCACUUGCCCCUUUUGCAACACGCAGGACACUCACUUUGUGAAGCCGCUGAGCUACUGCUACGCUAAGAGCAAUGCGACGCGGAUGCAGGCGAUCGCAUAACAUGAGGCCCCGUUGGAGUCCCCAGCGGUCGCCGGCAGUGCAACAGCAACAGCCAGUGCCAAUGGUGCUUCAACGGCCUCCAAGCAGCCAAUCUACAAUGCUGCCAUCGACUAUUCCGCUCCGCUGCAGCAGCAAAUUAAUCCCGAUCUAAUUGGUGCUCAUCCGCAUGCCCAGCAGCAUCAGCAGGUAAGACAGCUGCAGCAGCAACAACCACAGCAGGCAGUACAACAACAGCAACAUCAGCAGCAGCAGCAGCAACAACAGCAACAGACACCAGCAGCAGCUGUGGUGCCCGCUGCAGUUGCAGCCACACAGCGAGCCGCUGAAGCGGCCUACUUGGUAACAGCAUCAACAGGAGCAGCAGCUCGUGCUGCCAGCUAUCAGCAGCAGCAACAACAACAACAGCAACAGCAGCAGCAGCAACAAUUGCAUCAACUGCAGCAACACAAACUAAGCCUCUCAAAUACCCUAACGGCCAUGGCGGAUGUUAUGAGCAAGUAUCAGCAGCAGCAAAAUCAACAACAGCCGCAACAGCAACAUCAACAGCAGCAGCAACAACAGCAACUGCCACACAAGCAAUUGGGCCACUUGACUCUCAGCCAUGAUUCCAACGCACUCUUGUUGAGCAACAUAAACAACAGCAACACAAAUCACAACAGUAGCAGCAACAAUGGUGUUGGCAGCAGUAUUAGUAACUUAUUAAUUAGCCAUAAUUCACAUAACAACAAUCACAACAACAACAGCAACGGCAACAGCAGCAGCAGCAACAGCAACAGCAACAGCAACAGCAGCAAAAUGAACGCCUGGUCGCAGCAGCCAAUGGCCCAAGCCGAGGCUAUAUCCGCCUUGUGGGGCUGUGCCAGCAAUGCAUCCACAAGCGGCGGCUCCACCAGCGGCUGCUCAUCGGGCAGCGGUUCACAGCCGUCGCUCAGUCCGACCACAAGCCACAGCAAGGAGCUGCUCUGGGCCCAGACAUCGCCCAAUGGUUUGGCUCAGUUGCGUGAGAAUUUCUAUGCGGCUAAGGAGCUGUUGCCGCAUGCUGCUUCCCCAACGGCCUCGUUGACCAGCUCAUCGGGCGCCUCAUCGAGCGGCGGUUGGGGCAACACAAAUGUGGCACACUAUGGCAAGCUCAGUGCGGCACAAAACAUUUGGGAGCUACCAACAACAGCUGGCAACAUUAACAUCAACAGCAACAAUCAGAAUACUGCAGCUUCACUUGUUCCGGCCAUGUUCAGCGAUCUCCUGUGCAAUCUGCACAUUAGCCAGGAUGGCAGCCAGCUUAAUAACAAGGCCAACAACGAUGUCUCAGAUGUUAGCUCCAAUUCGUCCUCGUCGGCGGGUGAGCUGCUCGAGGCGGCCAACAUUUGGCGGCACAGCAACAACAUCAGUGCCAAUCAACUCCAGCAGCAACAGCAGCAGCAGCAGCAACUCUUUGAUGAGCCACUAGGUGGCGCUGCCGCUUGCAUGCAGCUCUUCAAUGAUUAUCUAAACAUGAACAACUAAGCGAUCCACACACAAACACACACACACACACAUACACACCCACACAUUCGUACAAUUAACAAAAUGUUACUCUAGCGAAAUUUAACAGAGAAUAGUAACAUUAAAAGAUACGGAAAAGAUAAAAGAUAAAAAAUAACAACAUUAACAUCUACAGUUACAGUAACGGGCACUUUUAAGAACCAUCCAGGCAAAUAAGCAAAUUUCCAACAACAAUCAAAUCGAAGAACAAAAACAAAAAAAAAAAACAAAAAAACAAAAACUUGCCGCAAGUUGCUGUGUGUAAUUUUAAUUAAAAUAAAUGGCAGAACGAUUUUACUAAAAAGGCAGAAAACAACAAAUUACAAUUUUCUCGUUCAUUUUGUUGAGUUUACCAACAACAAUGCGAAGAAAACUAAAAAAGGAAAAGGAAAAAAAAACAAUCAACAGAAAAACCACACACCCCCAAAAGAAAGCAAUUUUUAGUUUUAUUUUAUAAAAGAAAUUUUUAUAUAAAACCUACCAAAAAAAAAAAACAAAAA
Molecule: messenger RNA, 4072 nt
Organism: Drosophila grimshawi
Lineage: Eukaryota; Metazoa; Arthropoda; Insecta; Diptera; Drosophilidae
Gene: heca
Product: headcase protein
Exons: 6
Source: RefSeq, a predicted model, not a curated record